AUGGGCUCCAUCGGAAACGUACGAUGCCCAUUACCAAGAUGUGUGCAAUCAAUGCAUGCUCCAUCGGUUAUGCAGGAGGAGAUGAUAUUAUCUACAGUUGCUGAUCCUUCUCACGAAUCCUAUUUUGAAACCUACCAUUUCAGCGCCCUCGGGAUUUUGAACCCAGACCAGCUCAAUGAUGCGAUUCACGCAUUAGCCACGAAGCAUGCGGUGCUGCGAUCCGUCUUUGUCUAUGGAGACCAACUGGGCUCAAAAAAUGUGCAGAUUGCGGUGCUACACCAGGAAAACGUCCUCCAGCGAGCGAAGCUACUAAGCGUGCAGCCGAUAGAAGAGGAGGUUAGAUUUGGUAUUCUUCAAAUGGAAGUCAUAGGGGCAGAUGAGUGGGAUGGCGUUAUGCCGUGGAAGUUCUCAUUGUCUAUCUGCCAGCGAGAACAAAAGUCUUAUAUCACUUUUCGGUACCAUCAUGCUCUGCUUGAUGGUUGGUCGGCGAGGGCUCUUCUAGAACUGGUCCAGCAGGAGAUGCGGAUACCGGGGGCUGUGUUGAAGGGGUCCGAUUUCUUUUCUCUAGUACAGCAGCCACUGAAGCGCGAAUGGCAGCAGGAUGAGACGCUACUCCGCGAACGACUGGGCCAGAUUGAGACAUCGCCCAUACUCAGCCCUGGGCCAGUUCCAAAUGGCGUUCUAAGGGUGGGGGAGGUGACCCGUGCGGUUUCUAUCAGUUCUGGUAUCUCUUUACCGGAUAGACCAGCUGUUGCCGCACGGCUUCUUCGUCUCGCUCUUGGCAUGACGAUGUGUGUUUUUAGGAAUAGUGAUGACGCCUUGUUCCUGGAAAUCACUUCCGCCCGAAGCCGACUCUUCCUUUCGGACCAGCAUGUGUUGGGACCAGUAUUGGCCCCGCAAGUGCGGAAUAUUCACUUGAUGGAACAGACGACGCUCGGAGAAUGUGCCCAGCUCUUGCGCUCAUCCCACGACCCCCAGCAUAACUUCAGUGUUAGCCAGCUGAAGUCUUUUCUAUCCGAGAGCAGCAGGGACUUUGACGUCUGCCUCGUCUGCCAAACUAAUGAGUCAUAUCCUUCAAAUGGUGUCGGUGACUGGGAGUGGAUAAAGGGGGAAGCACAGAACGACCUGCCUUUUAUUGUAGAAGUUUUACCCCCCAGAGAGGGAGAAUUUUCUGCCAAGAUACGAUACCAUCAGCACCGGUUCGAGGACCAAUUUGCAUCUUCUUUUCUUGAAUUCUUUUGCCAAACCUUAACGUGGAUGCAAGCCACCGGUGAUAGCAUUGACUACCGGACAUUUGCCGCAGCUGUAUCGGAAAUAUGUCGUGAGGGGGGCUACAAACAACGUUACCUGGCGUUGAACCCUAGAGACGCCCCCGACGACCCUGUCAGUGCGCACGACCUGAUUGAACAAGCCGCUAGCAAGUGGCCCAGCAAGAUCGCCUUGGAAGCGGAGCAUAGUCAGUUUAUGACAUACGCGGAGCUUGCGGAGGCGAGUGGUAUGGCGGCCAAUGGCCUGCGGUAUUGCCUUCCCCGUGACCAGGAGAACCAGCCACUUGUCCCCAUCUGCUUUGACAAAGGUGUAGAUAUGGUGGUUGCCAUGCUGGCUGUGCUCAAAGCGGGCGGUGCGUACGUGCCAUUAGAUCCUUCUCAGCCCAGGGAUCGCCUUGUGAGUAUCUUAACCGCCUGUCGUGCCACUGUGAUCAUUGCAGACCAGACAGAUCUUCAGGAUAUUCUGCAUUCAACAUGCAGUGAGCUAGGUAUCCUGGUGACAUCUAUUGAGAGCCUUUCCGAGCAUGGCAAGUCCGCCGAUGAAUCGCCUGGGUCCAAGCACCCACCUUCAUCGUCUCUGGCAUAUGUCCUAUUCACAUCUGGGUCUACAGGUACUCCAAAAGGGGUCAUGGUGGAGCACCGAAAUCUCGUUGCAUUCAUGAAAGCCGGAGAGGGUAAUGCGGAUGGUACAUGGACAUCCACCCGAUUACAGCUGGCCGCGUACAGUUUUGACGCAUCCAUCGGAGAUAUCUUUGCCAACCUCUACCACGGUGGCCGUCUCGCUCUGGUGCAGCGCAACAAGAUGCUUUCCAAUUUGAAUUACUGGCUGGAGGAGAUGUUAAUUACCCAUCUCGCAUUAACUCCAACGAUUGGUGAUCUUAUAGUUUCGCAUCUACCUCCCCGGUUGCAGACGCUUAUGUUCGGUGGUGAGCCUUUCCACCAAAGCCUUCUGGCGCAGGUACCAGCUGAAGCACGAAUCUGGAAUACCUGUGGUCCUACGGAAACAGUUGUGGAUGUUGCCUGCUGUAUACUCCAGAAGGACAACACAGAUGUACCCAUUGGUCGACCCUUCGGCCAGUGCCAAAUCUAUAUAUUACGGCGUGGAAGUAGUGAUACCGCCGUCCCUCCAAAUGCGAUCGGAGAAAUAUGUGUCGCUGGUCCUCAGGUUUCACGCGGCUAUCUCGGGCGACCCGAUCUGACCAACCUUGGGUUUGUCACGGAUCCCUUUCAUCCAUCGCAAAGGAUGUAUCGCACUGGCGAUUUGGGACGCCUCAAUCAUCGAGGCAUGCUAGAACAUCUCGGUCGAGCAGAUGGCCAGAUUAAGCUGCGCGGAUUGCGAGUAGAAACAGGUGAAGUAGAGGUGACAAUCAAGCAGUCCUCUUCUCUCGUCGCACGGGUAUCUGUCAGUGUGGACCACCUCAAGGGUUACGAUCGCAAGGCGCUCACUGCUUGGAUAGUUCCAGAAGCCGGUAAAAGUGCGCAAGACAUCGAAAUUGCGUGGAGAGAAGAGAUAAUACCUUGUUGCCAACGACGACUGGUACCUUACAUGAUUCCAGAAGUGUGGAUCAUGGUUUCACAUCUUCCCCUUACAAUUAGCGGCAAGUUGAACCGGGGCACUCUAUCUUCGUGGGUGGAUCUUGUUGCAACAGGUGCUACCCACGAAGGUCUCUAUGUAAUAGCGGCGCCAUGGAAAACACGAGAAAUGACAAAGCGGCUGCCAACAAGCCCAGCGGAAAGGCUGAUAGUAGCAACCUGCGCGAACGUACUGGGCACAACAAUCCAUGAUGUAUCCGUGGAUUCUACUUUUAUAUCACUUGGUGGCAACUCUCUCUUGGCAAUGCGUCUUUUGUCCGCAUUGCGACAAGAAGGGAUGAAUUGUUCCUUACGGGACCUGCUUGGCUCCAUGACUCUGGGUGAUGUAGCAGACGCUAUGUCUUUGUCUAGUAUUCCCGAAAAGAAGAUCACGAAGGCGCUUUAUCAGAAAGACAGUUGGGAAGAGAUCGUUGCGGAUUCCAGAAUUGCCGUCGACACGAUCGAGGCGAUUUAUCCAUGCACUCCCCAGCAAGAAGGCCUUAUCCAGAGUAGCCUUCACGGAGAAAAGUCCGCUUACUUUGCCACUAUUACCGUACAUCUAGGAAAUACCACAAACCUGAGCACAUUCGACGCAGCCUGGAAAGGAUUGGUAUAUGGUUGUGACAUGUUGAGGACCGCGUUUGUAUCAUCCUCGGAACUCAGACAUCCCCCAGUCAGUGAAUCAAACAUCCUUCAGGUUGUUCUGAAUCAAUCCGCAGAGGAUGUGGAACGGGUGGUUAGCCUCGAUAACAAAGAUAUCGAGUUCCAAUUCGGAGUAGUGCCUCUCUCAGCGGGAAUUAGCCGGGGGUCUGGUAAUGAGCCUUUGAAGUUACGUCUCAAGAUACAUCAUGUUUUAUAUGAUGAAGCAUUCCUCUCUAGAAUCCUGGCGGAGCUUUCCAUUAAGUACGAAGCACUGGAAAUGGGAAGCCCUGAGAUAGCCCUGCCCCCCAGCCGCCCGUUCUCCGCUUUUGUGGAGUCCCUUUGCAAUGAUGACCCAGAGGUAUCGAAGGGAUUCUGGAAGGACUACAUGCACGAUGCGGUCCCCGCCACAUGGCCCGUCGCAAGGGGAAUUCGCAGAACGCGAGAGGAAAAUAGCCAAGACGUAGAGAUGAGUGUAUCCAAAUCGUGGACGGGAAAUGCUAUUGCUUUGGGCCAGAAAUUCCAAGCAACCCCUGCAUCAAUUGUGCGUGCUGCAUUGGCCCUAGCACUGGCACAAUACUCCCAGGCGGAUGACGUGGUGUUUGGGGAAGUGUCCAGUGGCCGGUUUGAUCAUGAUCGUUUCACCCUUGGACCCUGCCUCGCCACGCAUCCUGUCCGCAUCCAGAUUGAUCGCAAAUCGCCGUCCGCAAUGCUUAAUCUCGUGACUCAGGCCCUGGAAACAUAUCUAGUUACAACACCACAUCAACAAUAUGGACUAGCUAAUAUCCAUCGACAGAUGGCUGACCCAGAGCUGAUGGCCUUCCAGGUUCUAUUUGCUCACCAGGAAGCGUUUGUAGAGUAUACCGCUGCUGGUCGUUUCCAUGUGGAGUCGGCUAGGUUGCAAAAUCUUGGAUUUCCUCUUAUACUGGAAUCGAGGUGCGCUAGAACAACAGGUGAACUGGCGCUGGAAUGCACCUUUGACCAGCGAUACCUCGGGGAUCAGGACGUUGGUUGGUUUCUGCGAUCUAUAUGUCGCACACUGGACAUGUUCUCAGCCACUGCUCGGGAUGGAUUCUCAGAUCUGAAGCUCACAGCAGAGGUCGUGGAUGAGGAGAUGAGACGAGCUAUCGAGAAAUGGUCCACAAAGCGGACUCCAUUUCGCUUAACGUCGACGAGAAAUGCAAAACUCUGUGCCCAUGAGCUUUUCGAAAUUCAGGCCGGUAUCACCCCGCACAAGAUCGCCAUUCAAGUGAACCAAUCCGAAUUCAUUACAUAUAAUGAGCUGAAUAAGCGAUGCAAUGAGAUGUCCAAUGCGCUGGUCAACUGGUUCGACAGCCUGGGGCUUGAGCAAUCACGGGAUCAACAGAUUGUUCCCCUCUGCUUCAGCAAUACCAUCGACAUGGUCAUUGCCAUGAUUGCUGUAUUGAAGGCAGGUGCAGCAUAUCUACCAAUAGAUCAGAAUCACCCACAAGAUCGCAUCCAGCAAAUCCUCUCCCUGUCAGGUGCAAGAGUGAUGUUGGCCGAUGGUGGAGCUGAAACGUUGGAAAAGCUCCAGGCCGCCAGCAAGCAGGCCAGCCCUACCCCGGCAUCUCUGGCGUAUGUGAUCUUCACAUCUGGAUCGACUGGAAAGCCCAAAGGGGUGAUGGUCGAACACGGCAAUCUAGCGGCUUUCAUGCAAGCAAAUGAACCGGAGGCGGUAGGAGCUUGGACAUCAGUGAGGCUGCAGCUGGCGACAGCUACUUUUGAUGCAGCAACAGGGGAAACCUUUGGCACGUUAGGAUGUGGUGGUCGGCUAAUCCUCGGGCAGACCCAUGAAGUUCUCGCCGCUCUGCCGGACUGGCUGGAAAGAACCAACAUAACCCACCUCUUCGUCACGCCUCGCGUGGCGGCAAACUUCUUGACGGAUAUUGACCCUCCAUACCUCCGUACUCUUCAUAUUGGCGGGGAGGCCUUUGAUCCCAGCAUCUUACCACGCAUGCCCCCAGGGUGUGACGUUUAUAACGUGUUUGGUCCAACAGAGACCACGAUAUAUGCAACACACUAUAAAAUUCGCAAAGGAGAUGGACAUCGUCGCAACAUUCCAAUUGGCUAUCCCUUUGGGGGAUGUCGACUGUACAUUCUCAACCCAGAGACCUUAGAACAGGUUCCCGUUGGUGUGAUAGGAGAAAUUUGCAUAGGAGGACCUCAAGUCACAAGAGGCUACCACGGUCGGCCAGACCUGACGUCUCGGUCUUUUCUUAGUGACCCUCAAGUUGUCGGCGAACGCCUGUACCGGAGUGGAGAUCUUGGGCGAUUUUCUGGAGAUGGAUCAAUAGAACACCAUGGCCGAAUUGAUAGUCAGAUCAAGUUGCGUGGUUUACGAAUUGAAGUAUCUGAGAUCGAGUCAGUAUGCCUCGAGCAUGCACUAGCCACCGCUUGUACGGUAAUUGUACUUGAUCGAUAUGAGAAUCAGGUCCUCGUUGCCUUUAUCCAAAGUGAGAAGGACCAGCAGACAAGCCUUUAUUCGCAGGACUGGGCCGAAACAGAGUCUAUACUUCAUCGCCAUCUGGAGAGCCGCUUGCCGAGCUACAUGGUCCCCUCUCGUUUGGUUCACAUCGAAGCCAUGCCCCUAACUACUAGCGGGAAGGUCGACCGGCGACAACUUGCUGCUCGAGCAGAGAUGAUGGAUCAGGCCGGGGAAUUAUUUUUGAGUCAGCAUACAAACCAUGCUGAAAGCUGGGAGAAAGGUAGUAUUGAAGCAAAAAUUGCUGACGCAUGGGUGCAGGUUCUUGGGAUCGAUAGGGCUAACAUCACUCCGAAUGUUGCGUUUUCUCGUCUUGGGGGUGACUCUAUUCGCGCCAUUCACCUGCUUUCGUUACUGCGUAAAGCUGGGCUGAAGCUGAAUAUGACUGACGUAAAUAACGCAUCCACGAUCUGUUCACAGGCAAAAUGUGCGACCUCCCACACCGUCGCAGCCAAAAGGAGCGCGGAAGACGCAACAGACAUUGAUGCGCAUACCGGACCGGUACCACUAGGCCCAAUUGCUGGAAGAUAUGCUGGCAUCCAGUUGAAGUAUGCUUCCCAAUGGGGAGAACAGGUCAUCGAUCAUUUUAACCAGUCGGUACUGCUAGACGUGACCGCAGUCUCCCCAUUACGGCUUCAGCUCGCCUUACAACGUCUUCGCAAUCACCAUGAUGCUUUGCGCGCAAUAGUACAUUGGAGCUUAGAUCUUCCCGUAGAGGAGUGGUCAAUAAGGGUACUUCCUUGCUCGGAAGUUAAGCCUCUAGUCCUGGAUAGCCCGCGGACACUUGCAAUAGAAGCUCUAAGAGAUCAAAUUCAGCACCGACUAACUGGACUAGAUAUCCGACGAGGGAAGGUAAUGGAUGCCGAACUAUAUCGUCUGGAUGGUGAUAGUCGUGUGUUCCUGUUUUGGACCGUUCAUCAUUUCGUGGUUGACAUUGUUUCCUGGCAAAUUCUUCGUGAUGAUCUAAACGUCUUGGUACGGGCAAAGGAGGAACCAGGAUCUAUCGCUCUGCAGCCUGCCACUAUGAGCUUCCUCGCGUGGACGCGGGAAGGCCAGAUUCAGAGUCAAAAUGGGUCGCUAAGCACAGGUAAUACCCCAGAGGGACCUGAAAACUCUCUAUCCUCAUUUGCCUCUGAUCGAGUACCCUUGUGGGUUCGCCAGCCGGAGCUGGUUCCAGUUAACCCAGUAAAUCGGACUACAACAUUUGCUAGUUUAAAUCCAAGCAUUACGGUACAGCUUCUUGGCCGUUCGAACAAUGUACUUUCCACGGAGCCUCUCGAUCUACUACUAGCAGGGCUAGCCAUGACGAUAUCCAAGCACUUCGCAGGCACCGUUGACCACCUUAUAGUUGGAUUGGAAACACAUGGUCGACAAACCGGAACAAACACUGCCGAUCUUUCUCGAUCAAUAGGUUGGUUCACCGCAAUUAUACCUAUGAUCCUGGAUUGUAGAUGUGAGCUAUCAUCUAUCGAGUCAGUGGUGCGUCGGGCCAAAGAUCAGCGUCGCCUAUUGACGGAAAACGACCAAGGGUUUCGUCAUUUCGUAGCUUCUCGUUGGAGUACAGGCAACACAUCCAAAAAUGAGAUAAUGCCGCUGAUCUUCAACUACCAGGGGGUCAGACCAGACCCUCAUGGUCAUGAUGAAAUGAUGUUACAUCCGGUCCAAGUUCCAGGCUUGCGCUGGAUAGAGACUUGUCCACAUGCCGUGCCUCUGUCGCAUGCCGGAUUUGAGCUGUACGUGCAUGACGGGCAAGCUUAUAUUGAGGCUACAUGGCCGUCAGAUGGUGAGAUGGACCAGAAGGAUGUCGCUGCACUCCUGGGCCAAGAAAUAACAAACAUCUGCCAGUAUCUCGCUGAAAGAGAUCUCUUUGGCAAGACAUCAAUCAGUGCGUCAUCGACGUCAGCGUUCGGAUUACUGCCAAACGACUGCUUCGAUCGUGUGUUUCACCUUUACCGAGAAGAUACACUGGAGGAUAUAAUCCCGUGUACCCCAAUGCAACGGGCCCUUCUUUACGAAGGCAUUGCUGACCAUGAAUCACGAUCGUAUGUUACCAGCCGUGUCUGGCGCAUACCCACAGAUCAAGCAAUAUGCUCCCAGAUCGAGGACGCCAUCAAAAGUCUGAUACAGCGACAUGGGGUAUUGCGGACUGUUUUCCAUAUCGACCCUGAGGUAGGGCCACUGGCCCUGGUUUUGCGUGACACGCAAAGCCCGGCCGUUAGCGCGGUCGGUCAAGUGGAGGUCAGAAAUCAUACGGAGUUGGAGGAAAUGGUCACAAAUAUGUUAUACAACCCUGAGUUUGGAAAUCCAAUGAAGCAAGCGUUCUACGUUCGAGUAGUGCGCGCCACUGAUGGUUCCGCGGCAAAACUAAUCUGGUUACUACACCACAGCCUUAUUGACGCCUGGAGCCAAGAUCUUCUUUUCAGCGAGCUGACCCAGAUUCUUGUGAAUGGUUGUCCAAGCGAAUCUUUGACGCCGCGGCCUUCGUUUGGCUCAUUUGCCCGUUAUGUGGCUUCAAAUAGUCUUACAGACCAUAGCCACAGGAAGUUCUGGUCGGAGACCUUGAAUGGAGUACAACCUAUAUCUCUCCCCCUCUCCUUGAUGUCCUCAAGGCCUAUGGAUUCCAAUGCCGUGGUUGUUGAGCAGGCCUGUAACCUAGCCAACUUAUCUGAAAAUUGUAUAUCGCCUGCAGCACUGGUGUCACUGGCGUGGAGCCUUGUCCUCUCGGAGAUCCUUGACACCGACGAUGUUACUCACGGAAUGCUAUUCUCAGGGCGACAGCUUCCACUUGAUGGUGUGGUAGAUAUAAUCGGCCCCUGUAUCAGUACCGUCCCCAUUCGUAACCAUAUAAGCCGACACGGUAGGGUCCUGGAUCUUCUGCAAUCGACGGAGGCUGCAAUUCGCUUGGCUGGCUUACACAGUAUGAUUGGCGUCGACGGCGUGGCUCGAGCAACUGGAAUUGAGGCCCCGGCCUUAGUGAAUACGCUUCUUAAUUUCUUUGGUGUUCGAACAGACGUGCUCGAGCAUGAUAGCUUAAAUUCAAUACUUCAACUAGACAGUGUUGACGAUGGACUGCCACCCUCCAUUACGCUGUCGUGCUGGCAGCGGGAGAUAGAGGCUAAUGUUAUAGUGGUGCGUCUAGAGCGUCGACAUCCUUUGCAGACAGGAAUUGCACAGUGCCUGAUGGAGCGCAUGGCCUGGUACUGCCAUGCAUUGUCAUACCAGACGGAUAGGAAACUAGACAGUGUUUCAUCGAUCACUUCCAAUGAAGACCAACUACUCACCCAAUGGAGCCAGCCCAUCGAUUCGCGGCCAUCUGACCCGUAUCCUUGCAUCCACGAUCUCAUUACGAGAUGGGCAGCAGAGGUGCCAGAAAAGGUGGCGAUUCAGGUCGCGGAAUCCCAGUUCGUGACAUACGGCGAGAUAGAAACGAAGUCCACAGCUAUUGCUAGAGUGAUACAACGGCUUAUUGAUCAGCGGUCUGCAUCUACUCCGCCACUGAUCCCAAUCUGCUGCGACCGGGGUGUCGACAUGGUGAUCGCGAUUCUUGCCGUACUGAAGGCUGGAGCGGCAUAUGUACCGCUGAAUAUUUCUGAUCCAGAGGGCAGGCUAGAAGCUAUUUUGCGUCAAGCUGGGUCUACAAUAAUCAUCGACGGUUUACUUGGCAAGGAUAGUCGUCGCAAACUUCAUGCGCUUGGUGACCGCACGUCGACCUCGGUAUACACCGUCGAUGGCCUCUCUAAAAUGCCUGCCUUCGAGGGUGCCCUUCGUGAAGUUCACUCUGGGUCGCUCGCGUACGUUCUGUUCACCUCCGGGUCAACAGGGGAGCCCAAGGGGGUGAUGAUUGAGCACCGCAAUGUUACAUCAUUCAUAAGCACACAGCACAAUGAGAUCAUUGGCAGGUGGACCAGUUGUCGUAUGCCAGUGGCCGCAUAUACAUUUGAUGUGUCGAUGGCGGACGUUUUGAUAAGUCUGUCUAUCGGUGCUCGCAUAGCUUUUGUGGAGAGCGAGAAGAUGUUUGCCUCCCUACCAUUCUGGGCAGACCAGAUGCUAGCCACUACUUUGUCCAUGACCCCAACACUGGCCACUCUUCUCACCAGAAGGCUUCCACCACUUGUAGCGGUGCUGAUACUAGCAGGAGAGGUUUUCGAUCCAAAUGUCAUGAAAACACUCCCCCCUGAAUGUCGUGUUUGGAAUGGAUACGGCCCUACAGAAACUUUCUAUGCAUCUUUUCACCCUGUGGAUGCAAAGGAAACGCACGCCCAGGUGCCCAUAGGAAGGCCGUUUGGUGGUAAUCAAAUCUAUAUUCUUCGACCAGGCAGUAACGACCGUCAGCCCGUAGGAGCAAUUGGCGAGAUCUGCAUCGGCGGGACUCAGGUUGCCCGGGGAUAUCUUGGACAAGACGAUUUAACAAAUCUAUCAUUCACACAAAGUCCAUACAACGGCGAGACGGUGCUAUACAGAACAGGCGACUUAGGGCGAUUCAUGGAUGGAGGUGUGAUGGAAUACUUGGGGCGGAUGGACGACCAAAUUAAAAUCAGGGGUCAGCGAGCCGAGCCUGCAGAGAUUGAGUCAGUGGUCCAUGCUGCCUCACGUCACGUAGCCCAUGCCAUUGUUGACCUUUAUCACCCGAAGCGGGAAGGUGGGCUAUCGCGCCUGAUUGCGUUCAUCUCAACAAAGGAUACAGUGCCUCCUGGCAUUUGCAAAACGUUCCUCCAAGAAGAGCUUGAGCCCUCUUGUCGAAAUCAGCUUCCAGCUCAUAUGAUCCCAUCCACAUGGGUUUAUGUGCGCACAGUUCCCCUGACAACCAGUGGUAAAGCGGACAAGAGGAAAUUACGUUCGUGGAUGUCGAGGUUGGAGGAAGGCGAAACAGUGCCUGGGGCAUCUAUCAUACAGUUGUAUCCGUCUAAGCAAAUGAACUCAGAGGCACAUAAGGGUAUUUCCCGAGGCCCUGAAAGCCCUACUGAGAUCAUGGUGAAAGAGUCAUGUGCGCAACUAUUAAAGGUUGAUGAAGACACGGUAUCGUUGGAAAUGUCAUUCAUAUCGUCCGGAGGCGAUUCCCUGUUGGCAUUGCAGUUGAAUGCUAGGCUCAGGGAGAAGGGAUUCAAAUGUACCCCUCGGGACAUUGUAGAGGCUCAGAGUCUUGCUGAUCUAGCGAAGAUACUAAACACAUCGAACGAGGCAGUCUCCCAGGUGCCCAUCGCAGACUGGACAUUAGAUCUUGACGAGAUGGUACGUGUCCCGGACACCGACAUUGAGGGCUGGGAGAGGAUAGUGAAAAGUGCCGGCAUCGACCCUGACCAGGUGUGUUGUGUUAUGCCGUGUACACCAUUUCAGGAAGGUGUGCUUUCCAGCAGCGAUGAAAGUGGAGCCUCUGCUGGAUACUUGGCACACAUGACGGUCGGCUUGGGCAAGGAAAUUGAUGUAGAAGCUCUCAAAUAUGCUUGGCAGGAAACAGUCGAUCACGAGGAGAUGUUGCGCACCACGUUCAUCCCUGCUGCUAUGACUGAAGUACCAGGGCCUGGACAGGACAGCUCACUCCUUCAAGUGGUUCUUUGUCCUGAAUCGCCGCAAGCAGGUCGCGUUAAGACAAUGGAGACGGUCAGCACACUUGAGACUCCUAAAGCUACGCUUCCAUCAUACCCAUCUCUAGAGGGAAAGCCUCAGCAGGGCCAUAUUCCAGUCGCUGCCGCCGUUGCCAUCGGGAGCCAGGGAAGCGAAGGGCAGGAAUGCACGCUACUCUUAACAAUGCAUCAUGCAUUGUACGACGAGGCUUAUCUUUCAUUAUUAUUGAAGGAUUUAUCCAGUAGAUACCGAUCAAUCGCAUGCAAUCGGGUAGUUCCUAAAGUGCCAGAGGAACAGCGCAUUCCGUUCUCUACCUAUGUGCGUUUCGUGCACUCUAAGAUAGGUACAGCGCCAUCCUCAUCUGCUGCUGGAAUAUUCUGGAAAGGCUAUUUGGAGGAUGCUAUUCCCAGUACAUGGCCUCUUCCGCACGGGAUGCAAAGCUCCAUCACUUCAGUGAAGAGACCGGAGACGGCAGUACUCGAAUGGACAGGCAACCUUCGAGCUGCAGCUUCCAAAAUCCAAGUUACUGCUGCCGCCAUCGUCCGUGCAGCAUUAGCACUAACUGUCGGUGAACACGCUAAUGUUACUGAUGUGGUACUCGGUGAGGUUUCCAAGGGCAGACCUGAUAUUCGCAGCCACGGCGACGCGACAGCGAAGUUCAUUACAGGGCCAUGUGCAACCACUCAUCCAGUUCGAAUUCGAUUAGCCGAUGAAGGGGGUUCCAAGAGGCGUACGACGCUGCAGCUCUUGCGCGAGUCUUUCACAUCUUAUAUGGAAACGCUCCCCCACCAGUUCUAUGGGCUUUCACGGAUUAGAGAGCAAUCUUGCCGCGUAGAUCUACUUCCGUUCCAAGUUCUAUUUGUCUACCAGGAUGCCUUUCGCCAGAAGGAAGGACUCGCUGGAGAUGACGCCUUCCAAAUAUGGGGGGGUAAUUUGGGGCAAAUGGGCUUCCCCAUUGUUGUUGAAUGUUCGUGUCUCUCUGGGGAUUCAGGGGUUCUGUUCCACUGCACCUAUGCGCCAGACGUGAUCGACAAGCAUAGCAUUGAAUGGUUCCUACAUCAUGUUUCUCAAUCCAUUGAUGCGCUCGUACAAGUGGACCCGACUAGGAGUGACAGUUUGAGGUUGGCACGAGUCCCUCUCAGCGCCCAGGAGACUAGACAACUAGAGAUAUGGAGCCGCUGUCAUAGAGCAAAGGAAGGCGAAAAUGUUUAUAAUGCUAUUCCCACGGAGAUAUCAUCCAUCACGCACGCCUUCGAUUAUAUUGCGGUGAAUAUGCACGAGAAAGUUGCUUUGCAAUCUGCGCAACAUGAAUAUGUUACUUACGGUGAACUGCAACAGCGAAGCACAACCCUGUCCAUGGUGCUCCAAAGACAUAUAGUCUCAUUGGAUGAUGUCGGUUCACAACAGCCUAUUAUUCCGAUCUGCUUCGAGCGCAGCACAGACAUGGUUGUCGCAAUUCUGGCAAUCCUUAAAGCAGGUGCUGCAUUUGUACCUCUUGAGCCCGGCUACCCAGCAGAGAGACUUAUAAGUAUAGUGAGGGCAACCCGUGUUUCGUUCAUUAUUUGUGGGGAGGAGAACAAAAGCAAUGAGGCCCUGGUUUCGGUGUGCCAAGCAACGAACACCAGCCUCGUUACCCUUGAUGAUCUCAAAUCCAGACCCGCCUCCUCAGCGCACGCAUUUAUCUCACGGCAAUGUAGGAACGAGUCCCGGAUUGCCUAUGUGUUGUUUACCUCGGGAUCGACGGGAACUCCUAAAGGGGUGGUGAUCACCCAUCUCAAUCUACUUGCCUUCAUGCGAUAUAACAACACGGAUGUCCAUGGACGAUGGUAUAACUCUCGGAUGCCUGUGGCCUCUUAUACGUUCGAUGUUUCCAUGGCAGACAUUAUUACGACCCUUUGUUGCGGUGGUAGAGUAGUUCUCGUUCCAGUACAAAAGCUACUCCCAUCUCUAGGCGCCUGGGUCGAAGCUUCGAUCACAUCUCAUAUCUCUCUAACUCCGACAAUUGCUAAUAUGCUCUGGGAGCCUGUCAAGAGCGCUGAAAUAGUAUUUCCGUUCCUCAGCGUUCUAUUGUUGGCUGGUGAGGUGUUCGAUGUACAGCUUAUGAACUAUGUGCCAGAAGAGUGCCGAGUCUGGAAUGGAUAUGGCCCAACUGAAACGUUCUAUGUGACGUUUUAUCGUGUUCCGAAAGCACAUGCUAAGGAGCAAACCUCAGUAUCAAUUGGAUAUGCCUUUGGAGAAAAUGUAAUUCACCUCCUAGGCUUCGAAUCUUACGACCGUGUACCAAUUGGAUGUAUCGGCGAGAUCUGCGUGACGGGACCACAAGUCGCACAGGGAUAUCUUGGCCAGCCAGAGCUGACAGAGCAACAUUUUCAACACGAUGUUCUAAGUCAGGCAUCAGAUGGCCUCCUGUACCGAACAGGCGACAUGGGAAGGUUCCAUUCCGACGGAAAACUAGAAUACCUAGGUCGGUUCGAUCGUCAAAUCAAGAUACGUGGUCAACGUGUGGAGCUUGCAGAGAUUGAGAUGGUGAUUGCACAGCAUAAUUUGGUUGACAGUUGUUCGGUCGUGGUGGUGAACACUCCUAGCAGAGAUAUCCUGGUUGGAUUCUGUGUGAAGGCUUCGAACAAAACCCCCGGCAAGGGGUGGGACGCCAAUACUGCCAUUCAAAUAAAAGCAUGGGUUGCUACUAGGCUUCCAGCUCACAUGGUGCCCUCGUAUCUGUUCCAGUUGGAAGGGGAGCUCCCUUGCGUCCCCAGUGGAAAGGGUCAGGACACCUACAUCGCACCCACGACCGAGAAAGAGAAGGUGAUCUGUGAGAUCUUUGAGGAAACACUGGCCCAACGUGUAAGUGUACUGGACAAUUUUCUCCACCUUGGUGGCCAUUCCAUCCUCGCAAUUCGAGCGGUAUCCAAGAUUAACCAUCGCCUCCAUGCCAACCUUACCUUCAAAGAUGUGUUUGACUUUGCUACCGCUCGGGAUUUGGCGCGACAACUCGAGUCGACAACUACCAAACAGAGAAACUACACUUCAAUUUCCAGACUUCCCCGGGACCAAACGAUGGUCAGGCAGUCAUUUGCUCAGGGCCGACUCUGGUUUUUGGAUCAGUUGCACCCUGGGUCGACUUGGUAUCUGAUGCCCUUUGGUCUACGUAUCCAGGGAGACCUCCAUCUCCAUGCGUUGGAAGCGGCUGUGUCCGCAAUUGAGGAGAGGCAUGAAACAUUGCGGACGACCUUCGAACAUCGUGACGGGCAAAACGUCCAAGUCAUCCAUCCUUUCGCACAUCGUCAGCUAAGGGUUGUUGAGGUCCCGUCUGCAGUGGGCGAAGAGGGUCUGCUUAGCGUCCUGAAAGCAGAGCAAUCCACCCCGUUUGAUCUCCAAGUACAUCCAGGCUGGAGACCACUGGUUCUUCGCCAGAAUAAGAGGUCACAUAUUCUCUCGAUUGUUAUCCAUCACAUUAUUUGUGAUGGUUGGUCUGUCGGAGUACUCCUGAAAGAACUGAGUAUAUUCUAUUCCGCGGCGCUCCACGGCAGCCCCAUCCCUGCUCAGCUGCCACCGCUACCCAUACAAUACCGCGACUUCUCAGCCUGGGAGAGCCAAAAGGGCCAAAAGGUAGAGCAUGAUCGCCAGCUAAAGUAUUGGGUGAAAAAGCUCGCUGGAAGUAAGCCGGCUGAGUUCAUUUGUGAUAAGCGAAGGCCUCAAACACCAUCUAGGCAAGCAAUCUUCGAAGAAGUUCGCAUCGAUGGUGUGGUGUAUGACCAAUUACGCGAAUACUGUAAGCAACAUCAGCUAACACCCUUCAUUGUUCUACUGGCUGUCUUCAGAGCCACCCAUUACCGCCUUACAAGGGAAGCCGAUGCAACUAUCGGCACCCCAAUUGCCAACCGAGGGCGGGAAGAACUCCACAACAUAAUUGGACUCUUCGUCAACGUGCAGUGCAUCCGGCUCAAGGUCGAUGAUCAUCAUACCACGUUUGAAGAUCUUGUCAACCAGGCGAAGUCAACGGCUACCGAGGCUUUUGCCCACCAGGAUAUUCCUUUCGAUCGGAUCGUGUCUGCUCUGCAACCCGACAGAGAAACAACUCAGAACCCCUUAGUUCAGACAGUGUUUGCCGUUCACCCGCAAACACAAGGGAAGGAGGAUCUGGAGGGACUCGUAACAGAACAGAUCCUUCUGUCACGUACUACUCGAUUUGAUCUCGAAUUUCACCUUUUCCAGGAAGAGGAUGGUUUAAGCGGUCAAGUUGUGUUUGCUGAGGAUAUAUUCUUCCCUGAAACUGUUAAAGCGAUGAUUUCUGUGUUUUACACGGUCCUUGAAUGUGGCUUAAACCAACCAAGCACAAGCAUUGCUUCGAUGGCCUUACUGAAUGACACCUCUCUGCAUGACAUGGACGAUCUGCUGAGGAUAAAGCGGAUGAGCUAUCCACGAGAUGCGACUGUAGUCGAUCUAUUUCGCCAGGAAGCACGAUCCCACCCGGACAGCAUCGCUAUCGUGUGUGAAGGAAAGGAGGUCACAUAUGGCGAUCUCGACCGACAGUCGGAUAAUAUCGAACGGUGGCUACGUAGCCUCCAUCUUAAGCAAGAGACGAUCGUCGGGGUGCUUGCAGCGCGAUCCGCUCAGGCAAUCGCCGUCUUUCUCGGAAUAAUGAAGGCAGAUCUUGCGUACCUACCACUAGAUGCUUCCACUCCACAGACUCGGAUUUGCAGUGUCCUGUCGUGUAUAAGUGGAAGAAUAACUGUUAUUGUGGUGGAUGGAGCUCAUGUUGCUGUUCCAGAUGUCAGUUUGGCUCACGUUGAUUUUGUUGCUCUCUCCAGUAUUCUGGAUAGUCAAACAUAUAAAGGAUCAGGCAAUCAGGAUUUUGAAAGAGAAUCUUCAAUAUCCGCUACAAGUCUAGCAUGUGUCCUCUUUACUUCUGGAUCGACGGGGAGGCCCAAGGGAGUCAUGACCGAGCACCGGGCAAUUGUACAACUGGUUAAAGACUUCAACUUUGCCGAAGCCGCAGGAAAGCCUCUAGCUCAUAUGGCUAGUCUAUCCUUUGAUGUGUCUACCUGGGAAAUCUUUAUGCCUCUCCUAAGUGGUGGCGUGGUAGUUUGUGUUGAUGCGAUGACGGUCCUAGACUAUAAGGCCCUGAGCGAUGUGUAUGCCCGCCACCAGGUGCGAGCUGCCAUGUUCACCCCUGCAUUAUUCAAACAGUGUUUGCAUGAUACCCCUUCCAUUGUCAGGAACCUGGAUCUAUUGAUUCUAGGCGGAGAUCGUCUGGAUCCUGAGGAUGUCUUUCAGGCAAAGAAACUGACGCGAGGAGUCAUCUUGAACGGAUACGGACCCACCGAGAACACAGGUGCAAGUACUAUUUACCCAAUUCUAGAUGAGGAGGCAUUCGUAAAUGGCGUGCCUAUUGGGAGACCAAUAGGUAACUCUGGAGCAUAUGUUAUGGAUGAUUUACUCAAUGUCGUCCCCAGCGGUGUAGUUGGGGAGCUUGUUGUCACUGGGGAUGGGUUAGCAAGAGGAUAUACCGACCCCGAGAAGAAUGAAGGUCGCUUUGUACACGUGGUCAUUGGUCAGGAUACAGUCCGGGCAUAUCGGACCGGGGACUAUGCUCGAUGGAGACCGAUUGAUGGGCAGUUGGAGUACUUUGGCCGUCGAGACGACCAGGUCAAAAUCCGCGGCCAUCGGGUGGAAAUGGGCGAGAUUGAACACACCCUCCUCUCCCAUCGCGCAGUACGCAGCGCUGCUGUCGUUAUGAACGGUGUGGGAGCAGAGGCUGACCUAUCAGCCUUUAUAACAUUGCAUCCGAUUCAGGACGAUAUGGCGGAGACUGAACGAGUGGAUGCAUGGAAGAAUGUAUUUGAUACGGAGGCGUAUGACAGCUUCACACAUCAACCCAAUAAACUGGGACGAGAUUUUGUUGGAUGGCUCUCUAUGUACGAUGGAUGCAAUAUUGACCUUACAGACAUGGAUGAGUGGCUAGAUGACACCCUUCAAGCACUGUUAAACGGGCAAGACCCCGGAAAGGUGUUGGAGAUAGGCACUGGUUCUGGAAUGAUCCUCUUCAACAUCACCCAAGGGCUGGAAGAGUACGUUGGCAUUGAGCUGGUACCAAAGCUCGCUCAUAUGGUGGAGCAAGUGGCCAACGUCGACGAAAGAUUGGCAGGGAGAGUGAAGGUCCAUGCAGGGGUGGCUGACCGUAUCGAGGAUUUCAUCCAUGGGUUCAUCCCCGACCUGGUCAUUAUCAAUUCCGUCGCGCAAUACUUUCCAAGCGCAGGCUAUCUCUCUGAGAUUAUUCUGAAGCUUAUUCGGUUGCAGGGUGUGAAGACAUUAUUCUUUGGUGAUAUCCGGUCCUACCCUCUGUAUGACGAGUUCCUAGUCUCGAAGGCCUUGCACAACGCCGGCGCGAAAGCCACACAGGAUCAAAUCCGGAAAUGCAUAGAAGAAUCCAAAGCAGCAGAGACGGAGUUGCUUGUGGAUCCUGGACUCUUCACCUCCUUGACGAGUCAAUUCCCAGAUCGGGUAGAUCACGUUGAGAUUCUCCCCAAGCUGAUGAGUGCCAAAAACGAACUCAGCUGCUACCGCUUCUCUGCCGUCAUUCACCUUAAACAUGCUACAGUAGCGCCGCGAAUCACCCACCAGGUCGAAAAGAGCAACUGGAUCGAUUAUACGGCGCGGUCUCUCAAUUCCCGAAGUUUGUUGGAGCACCUGAGAAGUUCGCGCGACAACACCAUAAUAGCAGUGGAAAAUAUACCAAAUCGCAGGACGAUCCUCGAAAGGUAUAUAGUGGACGCCCUCAGAGAAAAGGUCCCUUCUCGCUCUUUGGACACUAGCAGUCACUGGCAGGUUUGUCACCGUAACCGAGCAGCACAAAGCGCGGCCUUGCUGCCGGGAGAUCUGGUUGCCAUAGCGAACCAGGCAGGAUUCCAGGUAGACAUUAGCUGGGCUCGGCAAAGCUCACAGCGCGGGGCAUUUGAUGCAAUCUUCCACCGACUGGGGUCAAACUGUGGACAGCAGCGGGUGCUGUUCAACUUCCCUGUCGAUCAUCAGUGUCGGGACGUACACUCCUUCACAAACCAUCCAGUUCAAGGCCAACAAGAUCAACAAUGCAUAUAUGAGCUCAAAGAGUCAUUGCGUGCGCAUCUUCCAGCCUACAUGAUUCCACGCACGAUUACAAUUCUCGAUCAGCUGCCACUGACGGAUCGCGGCAAGGUCGACCGCCAGACCCUUCGCCAGAGAAUCAUAGAACAAGAACCAGUAGCUACUGAAUCCGAGUCGAGUGCAAACAGGGCAACGGUAGAGUAUGAAAGUGAAAUGGAGCGAAUCAUUUCCCAUGUUUUUGCUGAGGUAUUGGGCUUGCAAUCGGUUGAUAGAGAAAGCAGCUUCUUUAGCCUGGGGGGUCAUUCUCUUUUGGCUCCCCGCCUGGCGUCUCGUCUAUCAAAACGCCUGGAUUGUAUUGCAACUGUUAGAGAUCUCUUCGACUGCCCAACGCCUACGAGAUUGGCCGACCGGUUACUAUCAAAACAAACCCAUAGUGAUAGAGAAGCCGACGCCGCUAUCGACGAUGAGACACAACAUUUUGCAUUGGACAAGGUGAAGUAUCAUGAUGCUCUUCGCGAUUGGGGUGUUCAGUCAAGUGAAAUAAGCCACUUGAUGCCUUGCACUCCGUUUCAAGAGGGAGUUUUGUCUAACUCUCUAACUGUACCAGGAGACUCCGGCUAUCUGAGUGUCGUAAGGUUAGGACUACAGAUGCAACUUGACGUAGAAGCAAUACGGCUCGCAUGGCAGAAAGUGGUUGAGCGCGAAGAGACACUCCGCACUGCUUUCAUACCAGUUGCUGAGGAUCUCUCUUCGUCAUGCAUUACCUCCAGCACGUUUUGGCAAUGCACCUUCAAAGUUAGCUCCCGCGAGGUUCACCGGCUUUUGUAUAUUGACAGGCGAAAUUGCGACGUCGACCGCUCUGCUUUAGGUUUUGGCCAUAUCCCAGUAUCGUUGGCAUUGAUAGAUGUACCGACCGUGUGCAAGGCAAGGGAGAGGGGCUCAACUCAACUUGAACUCACCAUACAUCACGCUCUAUAUGACGAAGCAUACUUCCGAUGGAUUAUUCAUGAACUCUCCCGAGAGUAUCAUAAAGCUCGGCUCGCGAAAGACUACGUACCCGAGUGGGCUCCUGACACAUCGGCGAACAGGAUCCCUUUUAGCAUAUUUGUUUCUCAGCUGCAAGCAAUGCCAAAAGAGAGUGCAACCUCAUUUUGGAAAGGGUAUCUGAACGGGGCCCCUGCCGCAUGCUGGCCGGUUGCGAGAGGAUUGGAGAGUGGUCGAAUAACAGAAAUAGACGAGUUCUCGAGCCGGUCCUUGACAUGGAAGAGAAACAUGCAUGCUUUAGCUGGAGCAAGAGGAGUCACCCCUGCCGCGAUCUCUAGGGCUGCAGUGGCUCUUGUCGUGGCAGAGCAUAGUGGUGUUGAAGACAUCGUUCUUGGAGAGGUGUCUAGUGGACGAUCUAUCACUGAUGGCGCUACUGGGUUCGUAGCCGGACCUUGCAUCUCAACACACCCCAUCAGGAUACGUAUACAACAAAGGCAAGGGUCAAGAAGCAGUCACCAGAGAUUGUCGUUUGACCAGUUGGUCAAACACUCGCUGGAUUCUUACUUGGAGACAGUACCCUACCACCAGCUGGGUUUACCCAGUAUCCGACGGGAGUCAGAUGCUCCAGAUCUUCUGCCGUUUCAGGUGCUGUUUGUUUAUCAGCAGGCGUUUGGUUUUGAAACGGACUCUCGGGAAGAAGCUUCAGAUAAUUUCAAGGCCCAAGGGGGGCAUCUUGGUCGGUUUGAAUUUCCUGUCGUGCUACAAGCAUCAUGCCAUCCAGUCACAGGCCACCUAAGCCUCCAGUGCAUAUUUGAUCCGACAGUUCUAAUUCCAGAGGACAUUGAGUGGUUCCUCGAACACAUAUCACAGGUUCUGAGUUCCAUUGCUGACAGUCCCUCUCAGCCCAAUGCCAGGUUAACUGUUAGUGAGGCUGAAGAGGCAGCGCUAAUAAAGUUCGCGUCCGAGAGCGACCAAACCCCAGAUCUACCGCUGGGUACUACUAGCGAAUCUCUGUGCGCUCAUGAUCUGAUAUCGCGACAAGCCAUGGAGAACCCUUGCAAGAUAGCUGUGCAGUAUGAACUUUCCCAGUUCAUGACAUACGGGGAGCUCGACAGGGAGAGCACCAAGCUAUCUAUUGUGAUCCGCGCAUUUUUCAAUCAUCUUUCGAAGUCAGAGUGUCCUGAACAACCCCUAGUUCCAAUUUCCUUCGACAAGGGGCUUGACAUGGUAGUGACUAUGUUGGCUGUUCUAAAAGCUGGGGCUGCUUAUAUUCCACUUGAUGUUUCCCAUUCAGAGCAACGUUUAACAAUGAUCUGUCAAUCCACGCAGGCCAAGCUUAUCCUUUGGGAUGGCCAGAAAGGAUUUGACAAGCUGCAUGCCAUUGGGCACUCUUCAGGCGCCACCGUCUCAACCCUGAACGAGCUUUUCGACGCAGCGGACGGUUGGGGAAGCACUUCCCGAUCCGGGAAAAAGCCCACUCCAUCCUCCCUAGCUUAUAUUAUUUACACUUCUGGCUCCACGGGCGUGCCUAAAGGCGUGAUGGUCAAUCACGCAAAUUUGGUAUCUUUUAUGAGAUCCGCAACAAGUGAGACAUACAUGUCCUGGACCGUGAACAGACUUCAGAUCGCUGCAUUUACAUUCGAUAUGUCUGUCAGCGAUAUCUUCCCCGUACUAGCCGUAGGGGGGCGCGUCUUACUCGCACGACAACAGUCCCUCUGGAGUGAUCUUGCUGGAUGGGUGGAUACCUUUGCGGUAAAUCAACUUAUGACAACCCCCACGGUGGCAGAUAUGAUGCUUUCCAGCGCAUGGUCCGACGGAUUCCGGUUAGCGCACUUGCGUGAUGUGAUAUUAGCAGGUGAGGCGGUAAAGAGCGACAUUCUGGAAAAAGCACCAGCAGAAACGGUUUUCUAUAUACAGUACGGUCCAACUGAAACGACCGUUGUUGUGACUGGAUGUAUGCUUCGAGGGCCCCCAUAUCAUCAACCUGUUCCACAUUCCCAGAUUACCAUGAUCGGAUUUCCUCUUCAUGGCUGUCGCGUCUACAUCCUACAGCCAGGUACAUCCAACCGAGUUCCAAUUGGAGUACCUGGUGAAUUAUGCAUCAGUGGACCACAGGUGACUGUGGGAUACCGGGGUGGCGGCGAUUCUUCCGAAAGCCCAUUUGUCCCAGACCCCUUCUGGGCCGGGCAAACAAUGUAUAGGUCUCACGAUAUUGCCAAGGUCCACGGGGAUGGGAUGAUUGAGUGGAUUGGGCGGAUGGAUUCGCAGGUCAAACUGCGAGGCCUGCGUAUUGACUUGGGCGAGAUUGAGUCCGCAGCCAGGCAGCUCAACGGUGUCCAGUCGUGUGCCGUCGUCAAAAUGGAGCUGGAAAACAAGGAAACAUUGAUUGCAUUUAUCGAGGUGUCAAACUCUCACCAAACACACAUUACCCCUGUCACCAUCCAGCAACAUAUUGCACAAAACGUCCCGGCCUACAUGGUCCCUGCGCACGUUCAACUGCUCGACACACCGCUUCCUCGUACAGCCUCUGAUAAGCUGGAUCGGAAGGGAGUCCAUGUCCUAGCGCAACAGCUUGUGGAUAAAGGAGAUCUACUGUCCUUCGGCAUCAGCCGGAUACAGCCAGCUGAUCUUCGCCCAUCCCCAGGUACUCUAGAAGCAACGCUCGCCUCGUAUUGGGCUACUAUUUUGGCAGUCGACCAGUUGGCCAUUAGUCUGGAGACACCUUUCUCUCACUUAGGGGGGGAUUCCGUGCGCGCCAUCAGCCUACUCGCGCUACUACGGCGUAACAACUUCCGGCUCAAUUUGACAGACUUGGGCUCCUUUUCGACCAUUCGAUCGCAGGCAUCCAGAAUCCUGUGUGACGUGCAACCGCAAAAGCUCCCUGCUUACAUGCAGUUGACCACACGCAGCAGCAGUCGGGCGAUGAUGGUUUUGAUCCAUCCCUUUUUUGGUCAGUCCAGCGUGUUUGACCAUGUAGUGCCGGCUCUAAGCAAGCAGUAUGAUAUCGUGCAAGUUUCUGAUCCUUUCUUUGGAAAACCUGAUGGCCCCGCAUCUCUGCGCGACUGGGCCGCACAUUACUUGGAAGCGCUUCACACCCACUUCAAACAGGACCGACCCGUCGUUUUGCUUGGGUAUUCUUUUGGCGGCCUGUUGGUCUUGGAAAUGGCUCGAUUGCUGGAAAUUACUGGAAAAGGAUCACCCUUCUCUACAAUCAUAGUUGACACGCGUUGCUAUAAUCCAGACCAGCCAUUUUUCAAGGACGAGGAAGAGAGACAGACAGCUGCUGACGAUGCCGCUCGCCUCUUUGGCUCCGGCCAAACAAGAAUGAUUGAGGAACACUUUGAUAAGCAUGCCCAUAUAUGGGAGAAUUCUGCAUGCCCGGACCACUACCUCGGCCGUUCACUCUACCUAGCCACUCCGGAAGCCGUGGAGUCAGGUAUUGUAGAUUGGUGGCAGAGUCAGUGUCCACAUAUUGAGGUUCAGCGAGUGGAAUGCUCGCACGGAGAGAUCUUUGAACCUGCGAUGACUGGUCGCGUAAGUGCAUUGAUAAAUGAGCAUUGCGACCUAGAUUUCACGCGCAUUGAGCCUUAG
This is a messenger RNA of Aspergillus caelatus, 23202 nucleotides long. RefSeq lists its product as uncharacterized. Gene Ontology annotation, biological process: amino acid activation for nonribosomal peptide biosynthetic process; secondary metabolite biosynthetic process. Gene Ontology annotation, molecular function: catalytic activity; phosphopantetheine binding. Gene Ontology annotation, cellular component: cytoplasm. The record is from RefSeq and is a predicted model, not a curated record. The coding region runs from base 1 to 23202 and encodes 7733 amino acids. The transcript is spliced from 3 exons. NCBI's taxonomy places the organism in Eukaryota, Fungi, Ascomycota, Eurotiomycetes, Eurotiales, Aspergillaceae.